Molecule: messenger RNA, 2430 nt
Organism: Leptomonas pyrrhocoris
Lineage: Eukaryota; Euglenozoa; Kinetoplastea; Trypanosomatida; Trypanosomatidae
Product: flavoprotein subunit-like protein
Exons: 1
Coding region: 388-2430 (680 amino acids)
Molecular function (GO): heme binding
Source: RefSeq, a predicted model, not a curated record
GAUCAUCAACAACAACAACAAAAUAAUACCAAACCAGAUUUCUAUCGCUUCGCUUUCUCUCUCUCUCUCUUUCAUUUUUGUUUCUUCUGUUUCCUUCCUGGCCUGCCUGCACCCGCCUCUCUCGCACUCUAGCAACUAUCGCUGCCCAUCUUCUCUAGGCGCUUAAGCUGCAGCUUUCAUCUGUGCCUCUCUCUCUCUACAUCAAAUCGUUCGAUAGUGGUUGUUUCCUCCCGAAGAAAAAAGAGCCAGGAGUACUUCAUAACUUUCUUCUUUUUCAUCUUCUUCUUCUUGUCUUUCCAGUAAGCAAAACGGUUUCUUACGAACUUAUUACUUUCUGUCUCUCGUUUCAGACACCAAAACAACAACAACACACUCACACACACCGUCAUGUCGACGCGUCCGCAGCAGCCCCCGGUCGAGGGCGGUGCCAACCGCAUCAUCAUCGUCGGCGGAGGUCUGGCUGGCGUGUGCGCCGCCCACGCCGCCCUCCAGCACGGCGGCAGCGUCCUCCUGCUGGACAAGUCCGCCUUUCUCGGCGGCAACAGCACCAAGGCCUCCAGCGGCAUCGCGGGCUCCCCCACCCAGGCCCAGAUCGACGCCGGCGUGCUGGACGGGGUAAAGCUGUUCACGGACGACACCAACCGCAGCUUCCACGGCGUGAAGCCGGGCGAGCAGCCAGGGCCGGUGUCGCCGCUGGUGUCGGAGAUGGUGCGUCUCUCCGGCUCCUCGCUAGACUGGCUGGCGCACUACUUUAACUGCGACUUGACGAAGCUGGGUUUCAUGGGCGGCCACAGCAAGCCUCGCACGCACCGCGGCGAAGGGAAACCCCCUGGCAUGGCCAUCACCUUCGCGUUGAUCAACGCGCUGGAGAAGGUGCAGAAGGAGGACCCCGCGCGAGCGCGCAUUCUGACGAAGGCGCGCGUGGUACGUCUGGUGCGCGACCCCGUCGACGGACCUGUGACCGGCGUCGUGUACGCCGACCGCAAGGGAAAUGAGUUCAUGGAGCGCGGUGCGGUGAUCGUGGCCACAGGCGGCUUCGCGGCGGACUUCACGCAAGACGAUACCUCCCUCAUCGCGCGCUUCGCACCGCAGCUGACAAAGUUCGCGACAACCAACGCCGAGCACGCCACCGGCGACGGCAUCAAAAUUGGUGAGCAGAUCGGGGCGGGUCUGGUCGACAUGGACCGCAUCCAGGUGCACCCCUCCGGCCUCGUGGACCCGAAGUGCCCGGACAACCACGUCAAGUUUCUCUGCGCGGAGGCGCUGCGCGGGGCGGGCGGCAUUGUGGUGGAUAAGAAGGGUCAGCGCUUCGUCGACGAGCUUGCCCGCCGCGACCAGGCCAGCGGGGCGAUGCUGCAGAACAACGACAAUAGCCCCUUCUACCUCCUGCUGAACGAGAAGAGUGCGAAGGAGAUGGAGUCGCACUGCAAGCACUACGAAGGUCGCGGGCUGAUGACGCGCUACGCGAGCAGCUACGACUUCUGCAAGGCCGCGAACAUCAAGCCGGAGGCCUUGGCGGCCACCUACGAGCAGUAUAAGAAGGACGCCGCCGUGAAUGCUGCCUCGCGCGGGGUCGCCGCGGGCAGCGACGGCGCGAAGCCGGGCUUCUUCACCUCUCUCUUCGGAUUGGGGAAGAGCAGCGGCAGCGGCGGCAGUGCAGGGGCCGGGGCAGGAGCCCAGGCGGCCACCCGCGGCACACCAGACCGCUUCGGCAAGACCCUCUUCCGCAACGUGGACGCCUUCGCCAUGACGGGCCCUCUCUACGUUGCGUGGAUUGCGCCGGUGGUGCAUUACACCAUGGGCGGCCUGCACGUGAACGAGUACGCCGAGGUGUUGGACGCCGCGACGCAGAAGCCCAUCCCCGGUCUCUACUGCGCCGGCGAGGCGGCGGGCGGCGUGCACGGCAAGAAUCGCCUCGGCGGCAACUCCCUGCUGGACUGCGUCGUGUACGGCCGCGUCGCGGGUGAGCGGGCGACCAAGUACCUCCUCGCCACCUAUAUGGGGCCCUUCUCGAACAACCGCCUCAACACGAUCUACUCGCAGCUGACCAUCAAGGAGCUGCCGGCGCUGCCGCCGGUGCCGAAGGCGGCUGCGGUGACCACGAAGGCAGCGGUAGCGGCGACGGAGGCCCCCGCGGAGAAGGCCGCUGCCGCCCCUGCCGCCGCUGCCGGCGCGAGCGAGGGUGGCAAGGCGUUAAAGCGCUACACCCGUGCGGAGGUAGCGAAGCACAACAAGGAGGCGGACUGCUGGUGCAUCAUCCAUGGCCAGGUGCUGAACUUGACGGAGUUCCUGCCGGACCACCCAGGUGGCAAGCAGUCGGUCGUGAUGUACGCCGGCAAGGACGCGACGGAGGCGUUUGACCUUGUGCAUCAGGCCGAGGUGAUCGAGAAGUACACCCCGGAUGCGGUGGUCGGCGUGGUGUCUGAUUAA